Molecule: messenger RNA, 1324 nt
Organism: Scaptodrosophila lebanonensis
Lineage: Eukaryota; Metazoa; Arthropoda; Insecta; Diptera; Drosophilidae
Gene: Snap29
Product: synaptosomal-associated protein 29
Exons: 3
Coding region: 445-1212 (255 amino acids)
Biological process (GO): synaptic vesicle priming; exocytosis; synaptic vesicle fusion to presynaptic active zone membrane
Cellular component (GO): plasma membrane; SNARE complex
Molecular function (GO): SNAP receptor activity; syntaxin binding
Source: RefSeq, a predicted model, not a curated record
UCUAUCUAUUAUAUUAGGUAUUUUUAAAGUCAUGUUAAUACGGGACAUGCGUGAAGCGUUUGAGGUUUUCAGGGACUAUUUUAUUCGAUUUUUCAAUGCGUGACAACACAUGUCAAUGCGGGACGGUUGGUCGCUUUAAUGUUAACCCACAUCGAUGUUUAGAUGUUUUAAGUGGAAGAACAUCGAUCUAUUUUUGUCAAAUUAUUUAAAAAACUAAGGUUUUUUAUUGAAUACAAAAGGUUUCAAAACAAACGAUAUUUUCACAAAUUCAAAGAAUAUAACAAAACCAAAGAAUGAUUGAUUAAAAAAAAAAAUCAUAACAUCGAUGUAUCGAUGGUUCUUCCAGCACUAAUACAUGUACAUAUAUUAUCACUUUUCUUCGUGAAUAUUGCUUCGUAAAUAUUGCUCGUCUGUAGUGUCUCCUAAUCUAAUUAAACUGGAAAAAUGGCAAAUAAUUAUUUAGAGCCAGUUAGCAAUCAUUUUCCGCAUAUUGAUGACGACAGUUUUUUAAAAAACACUCAAAAAGCAAAAGCCAAGAAACUCAACACGAACCCAUUUGAGGAAAAAUAUGAUGACGAUGAUGAUAUGUCAACUCAAAGCCGCCAGGCUUAUAUUGAGAAACGUAGACAGAUUGAGGAACGCACUCUGGACUCUUCUAAAAUAAGCUUGGGUUUACUUUACGAAACUGAGGAGGUGGGCAAUGCCACCGCAGUGGAACUUACUAAACAACGUGAACAGCUGGAAAAAACAUCUCUUCAAUUAGAUGAAAUCAAUGUUACAUUACGGACCAGUCAAAGACAUUUGACAGGACUUAAAAGUUUGUUCGGAGGUCUCAAAAACUAUCUUUCGGGAAAUCGUGUCCAACCCACACGCUCACCCAACACACCCGCUAAUUCAAGUGCCAUUGAAGAAGAAGUCCAAACAUCAUCGGCGGAGCUUUACGAUAAUCAGCCGGUUAGCCGAAUACGAAAUGUUGGAAGUACUUCUCACCAUCAGCAGACACAGCAACAACAUAAUUUCGAAUCAUGUUUAGAAUCGAAUCUUAAAGAAAUGUGUGACAAUCUAUCCCGUUUGAAGUGCUUGGCUAAUAAUUUAGGCACUGAAAUCGAAUCGCAAAAUGAUUUGCUUGAUAACAUGAAUUAUAAGGUCGAAGAUGUGGAUUUAAAAAUUAGCAAACAAAGUAAACAAAUGAACCUGCUGUUAAAGAAAUAACGGCAAAAACAAACAAAUUUAAUUUUUAAAAGAUAUAAGAAAACUAUACUAUUGUUAAUUAUCGUGUAACAUAAAUUUGCGAAAAAAUAUAAAUACAUAUACAAGCCCCGAC